AUUCAAUAUUCAAUAAAAUAAUAAUUAAAUCAACUAACUCACUCAUAUUAUUAAAUUGUACCAUAUAAUGUAAUUUCAUAAUUUCUGUAAUCUUGAUCAAAAAUAAUCAAAACUCUGAUAUUACAUAUUCUAGUUCCAAAUAACUUCGGAAUCUGCAUCUUUAUUUUAGGUUAAAAAAAUAUUUUGUAUUUCAUCAUUCUAGGUGAAAGUUCAAAGUUCUACAUGUACAACUUGAACUUAAUACUAUUUUUAAAUUUGAUAGUUUUAAUUGAAAAGUGUGUAUAUAAGUACAGUGAAGUCUAUAAAUUUGAUGCCAUCUGUAAAUGAACAUUUAAAAAACAACCAAACAUGGCACUGAUCCUUGAAAGUUUUAGAGGUGGUGUAAAAACGAUAACAAUUAACCGCCCCAAAAAGAAAAAUGCUCUGAAUAGAGACAUGUACCUCAGAAUUGGAGAGAUAUUAAAUGAAGAUGCGAAAAAUGACGAAAUUGUGGUUACCAUUUUAACUGGUGCAGGAGACUAUUUUACAAGUGGAAAUGAUUUGUCCAGCAUAUCUUUCAAUUCUGGUCCAGAUGAAGCAAUAAAACCGGUCGAAGAUAUGGUAAAAGCCUUUAUAAACUACCCAAAAUUGAUUAUUUGUAUUGUCAAUGGUGUUGCAAUUGGUAUUGGAGCCACCAUAGUUGCUUUGUGUGAUAUUGUCUAUGCUAGUGACAAAGCAACCUUUGAUACUCCCUUUUUAAAGUUGGGAUUAUGUGUAGAAGGAACAUCCAGUUUAAAUUUUCCAUUGAUUUUAGGUAGAAGCUUAGCUUCAGAAAUUUUCUUCUUAAAUAGAAGGCUGACAGCACAAGAAGCACUUCACUAUGGUUUAGUAUCAAGAAUUAUACCCCACAAUGAUCUUAACAACUACAUAAAUGAUUUGCAUAAAUACGGAAAACUUGCAGUUGGCACUGUCAAGAGAAAUAAAGCUGCUAUCAUGGCCAACUUUAGGCAACAAUUCCAUGAAUGUAAUAAAAGAGAAUUAGAGGUAUUGAAGGAAUGUGUUAAUUCUGAAGAUUUUGCGAAGAGUAUGGCUCAGUGGUUCGCUAGCAGAAGUAAACUGUGAUAAGAUUCUUUUCUCAAUGAACAUUAUUGCUAAUUGUCAAAAAUUUAAAUGGAAAUUUUUAAAAUUUCAUUAUUUUACCGUAGUAGUAAAUCAAUUUAAAUCUUUAAAUCAAGACCUACCAGUCAAGAAAGUUUUUUGAAAAAUAUAACUAGAUAUUGCAUGAUUUAAGACAAAGUCUAGAUUUUAAUAAUAUACAGUGAGGACGUUUGAGUUGGAAUAAAUUCAUUUUCUCGAGAAUGGGCGACUCUGGAGAUAAAUCCCGAAACAGGUCGAUUUUUAUUUUUAAAUUAUAAUUGUUUGGCAUAUCGCUGCUUCACAAGAACGUAAGCUUAACUCAAAAUUUGACGAAAUGGGCUUAUUAAGAGGAUCGGUACGUAUUUUCGGCUGCAAUGCUAUUCAAAUGGGGAUUCAUUUUUUUCAAAUCCUGAGAAAACUAAUAAGUAUUUUUGAAAAAUUUAAACGCAGAAUGAAAGAUUACGUUAUUAGCGAGGGCCGAAAGUCCCUGAGAACUUCUAUAAUGUUUAUUUUAAUAAGUUACAGGGGUGAAAAAACUAAGAGAAAAUUUAGUGUGAUUUUUAAUUUCAAAUAUCUCAUUCAAAAUAAACUUUUUAUUUAUUCUAAGGGACUUUCGGCCCUCGGUAAUAAUUUAGUCUUUCAUUCUGCGUUUAAAUUUUUCAAAAAUAUUUAUUGGUUUCUUCAGGAUUUGAAAAAGAUGAACACAAUGCCGUGGUAAUAUUUUCCAAAUCUGUCUUUGUCUUACAACGCACUCAACCGAAUAUAAUAUUGUCAGCAUAUAUUGUCAGUCAGACACUGACAAUCAGUGACAAUUUUAAAUAUUUGACAUUGCAUCGGGAAUAUUUUGAGAAAUUGAUUAAAUAUUAUUGAUAUAUAGUGUAUUUGAUAAAUAAUUGAUUUAAGACGUGAACUUAAUAAAAAGUUAUUUAUUGUGUAUUAUUUGUGGAAGAUCCAAGCAGAGAAUACAUCAGAUAUAUCCUGUGAUCCAAGUAUUUUGUUGUUAGAGAUGUUCAAAAUUGUAAGCGUUCCAAAAUAACAACAUAUUAUUAAAAAAUCACUUUAACACUUUUCCUCUUUUCUCGAUUGAUUAUUAGUUUUUGUUGUACAAAUAAAUUAUUACAAUCACUGAAAACAUAGUUAGUGAAAAAAUUAUCACAUUUAUUAACUGAAUUAAUAAUUUGCAAUUAUAAAAAUAACAGUUAUCCAAGAACAUCAAAAGCCAUCUUUUUAAAUUAAUUAUGACAUUUUCAAGUAGAAUGACAUUCUAGUAAUGUUUACAUAUCCACACCAGUGUGAAUUUUACUACACGUAAUUUGCCGUGUAAAGACAGAAAAAGUAGGGAUACACGUAAAAUAUUUGCGAAUUAUGUACCCAUAGCCUUAACGCAGAUCUACUAAAAAUCAAAUUAUUUAUCGCGUGAACAAAGACCUAUUACGUUAAUGAUAAUAGUGGCUAAGAAAUGGCACCAAGUGUCUAUAUUUGUUUGGCGCGAAAGUCAAUGAAUGCUAAAAUUUUCGUAUACGCUGUGAGUUCGUACGUAGAGGGGAUAUUUAAAAAUUCGCGAGCGCCAGUAGUGACAAGUCUGUAAACGUUUACUGGAAAUUUGACAUAAAUGUCAAAGUGAUUAAUUUAAAAUUAAAAAUAAAACAUUAAUUAUAAAAAAUAUUAGUUGGUCAAAGCUGUGGUAUAUAUUUUUACCUUAAAUAUACUUACGUUUUAAAUACUGAAUUUAAGUUUUUUAAUGUUCCGUAUUAUGUAAUUAUAAAUUAAUCUAUUAAUCUUGUGAAAGUAUCCGAAGUAAGAAAUUAAUGUUUCAUCAAUAGAACGUCAAAAUGAUUAGCAAAAUCUUAAAAAAAUCGAUUACAAUUUAAUUACUUUUUUGCGUUGUAAAUAUUAAGCGAUAACAAUUAAAUAAUAAAUUUAAAAAUUACCGGUGAAAGUUGCAUUACUAAUCCGCUAGGAGCGACACCAGCGAAGCUCAGAGCGUAUAAAUACAGUCCGAAGUUAGUUACGCCGCAGAUUGUGAAGCAAAUUGUGUGUAUACUUCUCUUCAAGGACGACCGCUCUUAUACUUAGGAUUAGUUUUUGUGAAAUUACUCUCUAAAAGAACUACCCUUUUUGAAUUAGGUCCGUGUUUUAACAAAGUUGAAGUAAAUUUUUCUCAAGAAAAAAGACUCGAAUCUGAUAGGGGUUAACAAAAUGGUAAAUUGAACCAUUUUAACACUUCAUAAACUUAUCCAGUUAUCACAGUUUGUAUUCAGAUAUAUUUCUAACAAAAUUGUUAAGGUAAUUCCUUUAAGUAACAACUUAUUCGGAGUUAUGCCCAUAAUCAAAUCUAUAAAAUUUUAAAAUGCCUCUCCUCUAAAAUCAUCUUUUUUGACUUAAGCCUACGUUCUUGCGAAGCGGCGAUAUAUAUCACACUGGUGACGUCAUUCUGAGCGUGAUGACGUAAUCGAUGAUUUUUUUAAAUUUGUUUUGGGCAUCCUGUAUAAAUAAUUAUGUUAAUGUUCAUGUUAGUGAAUAACCUUUCGAAUGAGGUAUCACACGACCUAUAUUCUCAUUAAAAAAAUCCUCAAUUACGUCAUUACGCCCAGAUGGAUGACGUCACUGGUGUAAUAUAUAUGUGUAUACUCACUGACAAAAAUAUUGCAUAUUUUAUCUUCAAUCGUUAUUAUUUCUUUAUUUUUUAUCUUUGAAAUGUUAAGUAUUUUUUUUAUUUAUUUAUUUAUCUACUUACUUUAUUUAUUUAUUUGCUGUAGUUUAAUUUACUAGAGAUAAAUAAAUGGUUAAACAUAGUCUUUAUAACCGGAUAUGCAAUAAAGUCACAAAUUAACAAAACAAACAUAGUAUGGAAAGUGUGCUUUGGCGACUUGACAAUUCUUGUUUUGUUGAAAUGUCAGUUAGAAUAUGUCAGUUGGAGAGUUUUAUUUUUCGAUUCUGCAGUUUUCUUGCUGAUAUGCCACAUUUAAGCGAGUUAGUGUGUGUUAGAAUUGUUACGUUAAAAAAUGAGGGUUACAGACAAAAAUAUAGUACGUAAAUAGCGGAUAUCCAUCAGUCGACUGUUUCUCGUAUAGUAGCGCGAUACAAUGAGACUGGAGAAUACAAACGGCGACCUGGUCAAGGACGAAAAAGAUAUACAGCGCCAAGAGAUGACCAAUAUUUAAGACUUAAAUCUUUGCGAAAUCGUACACUUACAGCUCCCCAUCUCAAAAAUGAAUUACUUAUCACAAGAUAAGUUAAUGUAAGUGUCAAAAUUGUGACUAGAAGACUUAAAGAGGUUGGUUUGAAUCCAAAACGGCCUGCCAGAGUUCCACUUCUUCUACCACGGCAUAAAACUCACAGGUUGCACUUUGCAAGAGCCCACGUUAACUGGAACGAACAUCAAUUGGGAAGAGUUCUUUUCACAUAUGAAACGAGGAUACAAUUAUGGAAGCCAGAUGGACGUGAUCGAGUAUACAGAGGGUCUGGGGAACGUUUCGUAGAAUGUAAUCUUGUAUAAAAUGUAGCUUUGGUGGCGGUUCCACAUUUUAUUAAAUAUGCUAUGGGAUGGCAUUAGUUGGGAAAGUCGUAUGGAGCUUAUUGAGGUGAAUAUUCCAAUGAAUGCUGAUUGGUACAUACGGAACAUCCUUGAAGAGCAUGUUUUUCCUUAAGCCAGCUUCAUGGGGUAUGAUAACUUUGUGCUAAUGCAUGAAAAUGCCCGUGCACAUACCGCAGCAACAGUCAUACAAUAUCUUGAGGAUGUUAGGGUUGAGGCUCUAGACUGGCCACCAAUGAGCCUUGAUGCAAAUCCCAUAGAACAUAUAUGGGGCAUCCUAAAAAGACGUAUAUGAGCAAGAAAUCCAGCUCCAAACUCAAUUGCAGAAUUAAGAAUUGCUGCACAGGAAGAAUUGAAUCGACUUCCGCAAGAAACCAUCCAAGAUAUUCUGCAGAGCAUGCCUAGAAGGAUGCAGGCAAUCGUUAGAGCUAGAGGAGGAAAUACUAAAUUAGAGGAGCUACUAAAGUGUUACAAUGUUGCCGUAAAGAAUUGUUAUAUUGUCGUUAUUGUUUCUCUUUCUAAUUAAAUGUUAUAGGCAAAAUCAUAUUUAUUAUUCCAUUAAUUUCUCUACAAAUUAUUUGUGACUCUGCAAUAUGCAAGUUACUUGACGAUAAAUAUACGUAGGAUAGUCCAGCUCAACUUAUUUAUCAAUAAAAAGUACAAAAGUUUUUAAACGGAAAAAUAUAUACUACUAAAACAAAAUAUGCAAUAUUUUUGUCUGUGAGUGUAUAUAUGACAAAAAAUUAUAAUUUUAAAAUAAAAAUCGACCUGUUUCGAGAUUUAUCUCGUGUUUCCCAUUCUCGAGAAAAUGAAUUUAUUCCAACUCACUCCAACGUCCUCACUGUAUAUGUACACAAACUAUGAAUAUCACAACUUAAUAUCCAUUUCUAUUGAAUAUACUGCGAAUAUGUAAUUUUUUAAAUGUUAAAUAAAGGUUUUAUUGUAUUAA
Molecule: messenger RNA, 5600 nt
Organism: Diabrotica virgifera virgifera (western corn rootworm)
Lineage: Eukaryota; Metazoa; Arthropoda; Insecta; Coleoptera; Chrysomelidae
Product: enoyl-CoA delta isomerase 2
Exons: 2
Coding region: 349-1101 (250 amino acids)
Source: RefSeq, a predicted model, not a curated record